Molecule: messenger RNA, 537 nt
Organism: Emiliania huxleyi CCMP1516
Lineage: Eukaryota; Haptophyta; Isochrysidales; Noelaerhabdaceae
Exons: 3
Coding region: 1-537 (178 amino acids)
Source: RefSeq, a predicted model, not a curated record
AUGCCCCCGCCGGCACCAGCCGUGCUUGGCGCCACCAUGCUUGGCGUCUCCGUGACGGAGAUCACCACUGCCCCACUGGGCAACGUGCGCGUGCAAUACAACCACUACAACAGCGAGUUUACGCUCGUGCACGGCGCGGGAGGCCUGACGGCGCGGCUCGCGUGGGCGGCGGUCGACGCAGAGUAUUGCAUUGGCUACGUCUUCCGAGGCGACCCGGCUGUGCGGCUCGUCGAGGCAGGCGGAGCGGCCAUCGAGCGAGACGCGGACGGGUACUUUGACGGGCUGACGGCGGAGGCAGCGUACGUGCUGCAAGUGGCUGAGGAUGAAGCGGCCGAGGCGGCCGCUCCCAGACGCAACGCUCCCUACCGCGGGCCGAGCCAUCCAGAGGAGCAGACCCGGGGAGUCAGCCGGGCGAGCGCUGCCCUGACGGAAGAGCUCAAGAAGCUGUCGUUGGAGGAGCUCGCGGCGCAGUCGGAUCGGUACAGGGCUUUGAGGGAGGCGCGCGAUCUAGAGGACUGCGUCUUUGCGGCGGGGUGA